AUGUCUUCAAGAUUAGUUAUCGGUACCACUGCGGCAACUAUAGCUACCCUAACAAGUUAUAUCCUAUACAACAACAACAAAACCAACACUAGUUUACCUGCAAGAGUCAGAAAUAAAGAUAAUCCAAUCUACAUAACAUUCGAGAAGUUACAAGAUUUGAACUCCUCCUCAAACACAAAUUACAACAAAAAACUUGUCAAAUAUCACCUCCCACCAUAUUCAGAACAUUGGUCAUCUAAAUUAAAACAGGGAAUCCAAGAUGAUCUAUCAGCCUUGAAGACUACUUUUUGGAACCCCUCUUCUCAACAUAUGGAAACUGAACAAGAAAGACAAAUAAGAGAUGAUCUUCAAAACAAGAAAAAAUAUGCAUUAAGUCAAUAUAAUGACGCAGUCAAAGCAUUCAAUGAAUUCAUUGAUAACUCAAAAUAUAAUAACAAAGAAUGGUUAUACAAUAGUGUCAAGAAUCAAGUAAUUGAUGCAAAAGAAGCACUAGAUCAAGCCAUAUAUAACAUGAACCAUCAAGAAAACAAUUCCUCAAUUUUGAGGCCCAAGAAGGUGAAUGUGGAUGCUGUGGCAAAUCAAGGGGUUUUCGGAUGGGGUGAUACCGCUCAAGAAUUCGCUAGAGAGGAAUUAGAACAAAAUGGUAAUCCAACUCCUUCCACUACUAGUGCUAACGAAACUUUAAAUAAAUUCACCAAAAAGGCUAAAGACAAAGGUUGGUUUACAUCAAAUGAUAACAAGGUAGAAAAACCAGAUCUUGAGGAUGAGAAAUUGAUGGCUGAAGGAGCUUUGAAAGGUUUGGAAGGUUGGGGUGAAAAUGCUGCUCAAUUUGCUAAGGAUGAAUAUGAAGAUAUUAAAUGGCAAUUCUCAAAUUCCACAGAAAAAUUAAAUGGUAAAAUUGAUGAAGCUACACAAAAAUUGAAUGAAGCACAGAGGAAAGUUAAUGAAACAAAGCAAAAAUGGUGGGAAUUUGGGGAAAAGAAAAAUGAUGAACUUUAUAAAGAAGCUCAAAGACAAUAUGAAAAUGCAAAAGUAGAAUUAGAUAAUGCAAAUAAAUCUUUACAAGAUUGGAAUGAUAAAAUAUCGGGUAAAUUUUGGGAGAAAACUGAUAAAUCAAUUGACAGUUUGAAAAAGGGUUCCAAUGAAGUAAAUGAAUCUGUUCAAAGAAAUAUGAAUAAAGCACAAGAUUAUGUUCAAGAUAAGAAAUAA
This is a messenger RNA of Naumovozyma dairenensis CBS 421, 1209 nucleotides long. It is a transcript of the gene OM45, whose product is annotated as Om45p. NCBI's taxonomy places the organism in Eukaryota, Fungi, Ascomycota, Saccharomycetes, Saccharomycetales, Saccharomycetaceae. Bases 1 to 1209 code for a protein of 402 amino acids. The record is from RefSeq and is a predicted model, not a curated record. The transcript has a single exon.